GGUGGCAGAGCCCGGCGGCGCCAAGCAGGUCUCCUGCUGGAGGGGGCUUCUGGCCCCAGCGCUGCUCUGCCGGCUGCACCGCCUGCUCCGCCACCAGUCCCCGCCCGGUGGCAGGCAGCGCCCCGGCACCGUCCCCGGGUAUCGGCGCCUUCCUAGGCUCGCUGUCCUCGCGGCUGACGCCCGGUCCCCUCUCUCCGCGCAGGUCGGUGCUGACGGCGGCGGUCUCCCGGCGGGGGAUCAGCCGUGCCGUAGGGCCAUGCCCGCUACCCGGCCGUGGCGGCUGCCCUCCCUCCUCCUGCUCCUGCUUCUCGGCUGCCGCGCCGCCGCCGAGGGCGACGGGUCCGUGCGCUCGCCAGGCCCGGGCGGGCAGAGCCCGACGUCCGGGACCCCUGCGGUGAGGGGCGCCGAGUCUAAUGCCUCCCGCCCAGCCGCGCUGCCCAGGGGCGGGGGGGCGGCUGGCGGGAGGCCGCGUUCGGCCUCGCCCCCCAUGUGCACCGGUCAGACGGAGAUUAAGGAGACUUUCAAGUACAUCAACACGGUGGUGUCCUGCCUUGUCUUCGUGCUGGGCAUCAUCGGCAAUUCCACGUUGCUGCGGAUCAUCUACAAGAACAAGUGCAUGAGGAACGGCCCCAACAUCCUCAUCGCCAGCCUGGCUCUGGGCGACCUACUCCACAUCAUCAUUGACAUCCCCAUCAACGUCUACAAGCUACUUGCAGAGGACUGGCCCUUCGGUGUUGAAAUGUGCAAAUUAGUACCCUUCAUUCAAAAGGCAUCAGUGGGCAUCACAGUGCUGAGUUUGUGUGCCCUCAGUAUAGAUAGGUACCGAGCAGUUGCUUCUUGGAGUCGCAUUAAAGGAAUUGGAGUGCCAAAGUGGACUGCUGUUGAAAUUGUACUGAUCUGGGUUUUGUCGGUGAUACUGGCUGUUCCAGAAGCUAUUGCAUUUGACAUGAUUACGAUGGAGUACAGAGGAAAGGAUCUUAGAAUCUGCCUGCUUCACCCCACACAGAAAACAUCCUUUAUGAUGUUUUACAAGCAAGCUAAAGACUGGUGGCUGUUCAGCUUUUACUUCUGUUUGCCACUGGCUAUUACAGCAUUUUUCUAUACUCUUAUGACCUGUGAGAUGUUACGAAAGAAAAGUGGGAUGCAGAUUGCUUUAAACGACCACUUAAAGCAGAGACGUGAGGUGGCCAAAACUGUGUUCUGUCUGGUACUUGUUUUUGCCUUGUGUUGGCUCCCACUUCACUUAAGCAGAAUAUUGAAACUCACUAUUUAUGAUCAGAAAGACCCCAACAGAUGUGAACUUUUAAGCUUUUUUCUUGUGAUGGACUACAUUGGUAUUAACAUGGCUUCACUGAAUUCCUGCAUCAAUCCGAUAGCUCUGUAUUUGGUGAGCAAAAGAUUCCAAAACUGCUUUAAGUCAUGCUUGUGUUGCUGGUGCCAAUCCAAAGAUCUGUUGUCCCUGGAGGAAAGGCAGUCCUGCCUAAAGUUCAAAGCUAAUGAUCACGGAUAUGAUAAUUUCCGCUCCAGUAACAAGUACAGCUCUUCAUAAAACAAGCAUAAAAGAUAUGUUCUCCUACAUUAAUGCUGGUGCCUUUUCAAGUAAAAGUGGCAAUUACUUUUAAUGAGAUGGUAACGUUUAGAAAAAUCUAGUUUUGUGUUUGCACGGAAAAAGAACAUUAAAAGAAAUUGCCCAAAAUUGUGUCACGUUGAAAACGACAGAUAUAUAUAAAAUCGUCAUUUAUGGAACAUGAAGAAAAAUGUAGAAAGAACAAUUCAUUGUUAGCACUUGAAUACUUUUGUAUCAGCACUUCCAAAUGAAACCCGCUUCCUGUACAUUAAACAAUCAUUUGUAUUCACUAUAACAGUUGUAGGAACUGAAGUCACAGUAAUUACUGAGCAGUAUAAUAUAAUGUUAAUUGGAUCAAAGACAUUAUUAUAUAUAACUUAGUGUAUUAUCUUUUAUGAAGCAGAUUAACCACCAUCACUAUUGUGGGAUUUUUUAAAAUAAAACAUGAAAUACAUCGUAAUAGAAGUUGAAUGUAAAAAAAGUAGAAUUUUAUCAGGGAUAUUUUAGACAUAGCUAAUGAAAAUAUUAAAGGAUGCAGUUAAAUCACAAGUGCAUUUUACUCUGAUUAUUGUUUUUACCUAUUAGUGUUAGAAAGAACCUCCCAUGCCCUCUAUAAGUACCAUUCUGUAACCACUGUGCAUGUUCAUUGCAUUUGGCAGCACUCUGGGUAUGGUCCAUAUCACUGUUUCCAUGUUAUUUGUAUUUAAAGACAGUGGAGGAAAGAAAAAUAUACCAAAAGUAAAAAUUAAUACUACUAGAACCAUACAGAUGAUGGCUAGUAUUGGAAAUCAGCUAUUUUGAACUGAAAACAAAUUGAUUGUAUCCUGUGUAAACAAUGGGCAUUCACGAGCAUCAUGGUUCUUUACUUGAGAUACUUUUGCAACAAUUUACAAGUGUUUUUACAAUACAAAUACUGUCUUGGGGCAAAAUCUUCUGAAAAUAGCAGGUGCAAAAGAAUGUGCCCAAGGAAAACAGAGAGAAUUUGAACUUCUAUUUUCAUUUAAAUCUUCAUGAAGAAAAUUAUUCACAAACUGUACCUGUAGAGAACAGUACUAUGUAGUGCAGUUGUCUCUGUAGUUCUGUGUUUAUGGGCUUAAGAAGAUGUGUGAUUAGUUUCUGCUUCUGUAAAUAGUUUAGUGAAGCAUAAAUAAUUGUAAAGUAUUAAAAUAUGGGCAGGACCCUGCAAGAAAACAGAAAGGUAAAGAUGCCUGUAGCAAACAUGAUGUGUGUUGCCGGGAGCAAUGCAUGUUUUGUACAUACAUGACAGAGCAUUCAUUGGCUUUUCAUUUCCUAUUAAUUUGUUACAGAUGUCCCCAAAGACUUAUUAACAUAUUUCAUGCACUGAAGCAUGAGUUUUUCAAGAAAAAAUGUCGUAUAACAUGCUUUUAUAAAAGACAUGUUUUCAAUAGUCAUGGUAUUUUAUUGCAAUAAAAAUAUUUAUCAAGA
Molecule: messenger RNA, 3013 nt
Organism: Pezoporus occidentalis (night parrot)
Lineage: Eukaryota; Metazoa; Chordata; Aves; Psittaciformes; Psittacidae
Gene: EDNRB
Product: endothelin receptor type B
Exons: 7
Coding region: 257-1549 (430 amino acids)
Biological process (GO): vasoconstriction; enteric nervous system development; developmental pigmentation
Cellular component (GO): plasma membrane
Molecular function (GO): endothelin receptor activity
Source: RefSeq, a predicted model, not a curated record